Molecule: messenger RNA, 1626 nt
Organism: Musa acuminata AAA Group (dessert banana)
Lineage: Eukaryota; Viridiplantae; Streptophyta; Magnoliopsida; Zingiberales; Musaceae
Product: trihelix transcription factor ENAP1-like
Exons: 2
Coding region: 164-1012 (282 amino acids)
Cellular component (GO): nucleus
Molecular function (GO): transcription cis-regulatory region binding
Source: RefSeq, a predicted model, not a curated record
CCCAAGCCUUAUCCCCCACCAUCGCCACCGCCCCUCGAGCACCGCCCGACUCGCUCCCCAACGUCUUCCUAUUUCCCCACCCCAUGUCACAACACCGACUCCCUCCCCCCUAAAUUGUAACCCUAAUCUUCUCCAGCCCAUCCCUCUCCACGCCGCCGAAACAAUGGCCACCGCCGCCGGAUCGGCGGAGCGCCGCCCCGGCCAUCCGGCGCUGGCGUCGCGGAAGUCCGCCCCCGGCCAGCCCUGGUCCCACAUCGAGACCGCUCACCUGAUCGACGCCUACGAGGAGCGGUGGUACGCUCUGAAGCGCGGCCAGCUCAAGGCCCGGCAGUGGGAGGACGUCGCCGCCGCAGUUGCCGGACGCUGCGGUCUCGACGAGCCAUCGAAGAAUGGCACCCAGUGUCGUCACAAAGUCGAGAAGCUCCGCAAGCGCUACCGCGCCGAGCGCCUCCGCCCCGUCCCCUCCGCCUGGCCCUUCUUUAACCGCAUGGAGCGCAUGGAGCGCGGGCCCCUCCCUAUCACCUUCCGGCCCCCGCCGCCUCCUCCCGCCGCCCAGUCCACCGACGAGGACGAGGACGAGGACGACGACCGUGAGGACGAGGAUGAGGACGAGCGGAACAACACCCGAAGCAUCAACGGGAUUCUUCGGGAUUCCAGCUGGAAUUCCUCUAGGGUUGCGAGGAGCCUCGUACCUCCCAAAAGGAGAGGUUUUGAGAUGGUGGCUGAGGACGAGGAAGAAAACGACGAAGAUGAAUCAGAGGAGGAGGCAGCGGAUGGCGCAGGUGAAGCGGAGGCCUUGUCGCAGAUGGCGGCCGUGGUGAGGGGAUUCGGCGACCGCUUGGUGCGGAUGGAAAAGAGGAGAAGGGAGCUGAUGCGGGAAAUGAAGAGGGAUUGGAUGGAGAUGGAGACGAAGAGAGCGGAGAUGCUGAUGGAAUCACAGCGGUGCCUCCUGGAGAAGAUAGCCGGUGCUUUCCCACCGGCCAAGAAGCCCAAGAAGUCUCAUAAUCUAUAGGCUGCAACAAAAGGUCAGCCAUUGAUACCUACAUUGUUGAUCACUUGUUUGCAAUAUCAUGCUUCACGCAAUCGGAUGGAGGGGUUAUCACAAUGGUGAUUUUUGAGGAUUUCUUGGUCAAGGAAUGCAAAAGUUAGUAUUGUCUUCAGGAUUUUAUUCGCCAGAAGGUUAGAGAAGUGUAAUGGAGAAAUAACUUAAGCAGAACAGUGGAGAACAAGGGAUAAGACGCGAUGUAAUUAUAUAUUCAAUCAUUUGUGGGCUUUAUCUUUCUAACUUAAUUGUUUACCAUCACUAAACCCAAAACCACCUUGUCAAUUUAAACUGGUCCAUAAUGAAAGAUCUGUACAGCUAUUGUCUAUUAGUUAUCAGAUGUAUCAGGCUUUUACUUGAUCAUUACAAGUAGACCAAGUUUUGCUCUUAGAAACAGAAUCAAAGUUUUUGUUUCUUUGGUUCUGUUUUGCCUUUAUAGUUAACAUUAAGCAUGCUGUUUUUUUCUUUGCUAUGAUAUUGUUGCAGUAACCUUUAUUUUUCAAAGUUGUGAACCUCACUUUUGUGUUCUUCAUGUCCAUGCAUUACAAUGAAUAAAAUGCUCUAGAAGUGGUGACUUUAUGUUA